This is a messenger RNA of Culex pipiens pallens (northern house mosquito), 2325 nucleotides long. RefSeq names its product U1 small nuclear ribonucleoprotein C. The transcript has 4 exons. NCBI's taxonomy places the organism in Eukaryota, Metazoa, Arthropoda, Insecta, Diptera, Culicidae. The record is from RefSeq and is a predicted model, not a curated record. Gene Ontology annotation, cellular component: nucleus; U1 snRNP. Gene Ontology annotation, molecular function: zinc ion binding; pre-mRNA 5'-splice site binding. Gene Ontology annotation, biological process: mRNA 5'-splice site recognition; mRNA splicing, via spliceosome; spliceosomal snRNP assembly. The coding region runs from base 130 to 609 and encodes 159 amino acids.
UGUCAUUUGUGGUAGCGGAAUAAGUUGAAGUUUGUAAACAGUAAAAAGCGGACGCUCGUAAAUUUUCUCGAGUUUUUCAGAUUGAACUGAUUGCUUUAUCUUGAAAUUUUGAACCAAAGCGAAUAAAAAAUGCCGAAAUACUACUGCGACUAUUGCGAUACUUACCUGACCCAUGACUCACCCAGCGUGCGUAAAACCCAUUGCACCGGCCGAAAGCACAAGGACAACGUAAAAUUCUACUAUCAAAAGUGGAUGGAAACGCAAGCUCAGCACCUAAUUGAUGCAACCACCGCGGCAUACAAGGCCGGAAAGAUCCAACAGAACCCGUUCACAGCCGGUCCGCCGAAGCCGCCGAACGUGGCCAUUCCACCGCCGAACAUGGGCAUUCCUACGCGUCCACCCAUGAUUCCCGGCAUGCAGCAGCAGCCUCCACUGUUGGCCAUGCGUCCCCCGAUGAUGAUGCCCCUGGGGAUGCCGCCCCACCACCAUCCAAUGACUCUGGGAUACCGACCGCCGAUGAUGACCGGUCCGCCACCGCAAGCGAUUACUGGUCCAGUUCCGGCGAAGGUUCCUGGUUUCCUGCUGUUAUCAGAUGACGUGACACCAUGACGUCAGUGGAGGAUUUUCUUGGCUGCAGUUGCUGGACAACAGUGUUAUUAGUGGAAUAUUGAGUGAUUAUUUUAGUUAAAUUUUAAAGUAAAAUGCUUACUGUGCAAAAAAUAAAUAAAUAGAACAUAAACAAACAAGACUGUCUUUAAAAUAAAGAAUAAGACAAGAAGAAGAAAAACGUGUUAAACCAGAUUAUCAGUUUAAUAAAAUAGUUUAUUCAUUCGAUAAACAUGUUUGUUGAACCAUCCCUCAUGAUAGUUGAUAGAUUGAAAAUGUCAUUUUGGGCCAUAACAAACAUGUUUGUUGGAUCGACAAAAAUUGUUGGUUUGAUUUGGACAAACAUGUUUGCAGGCCCUGAGAUGACUAUCAUGUUUGUGGAGUACACCCAACAUUUUGCUAGGUUUACAAUCGGAUUUUUCUGCGUGUAGUCAAUUGGGUCCUAAAAUGUAGCUUAGAUUGCUGAUAUUAUUGUUUACAGCGAUAAAGCUUAUUUUUCUGAGUACAAUGACCCUUUGUACGACCACAUAGAGUUUAAAAUGGAUUUUUAAAUCAAUUUUGAAAAAUUAACCUCACGGUCCUUCUUGACAGAAAAGCUCCUACUUGACAGCUCGUUCCAAGGGGACCAUAGUUGAUCCAUCGAAAAAAUGUUGUCUUGUAAAAAAAAAAAUCGCAUUAAAAUGAAAAAAAAAGUGAUCAGAAAUGGUUUUUAAUCGUGCUUUUUACCGUUGUACAUAAAAAUUUACAUAGGGCUUUAGUACCCAAUUAUUCGUUGGGAACACCAUGCUUUUUCAAAAACAUUUUUUUUUUCGUAAAAUCGUGAUAACUCGUGAUGGUAACAACCGCCGACCAGCAACUCCACCGGAGCAGGCUUGGUUUGGUGUGUUGUUUGGAAUGACUUAAGGCUAGUACGGAGUUCGGAAGAAAAUGGAUCAAGAAACAGCUUUACGUACAGCAGUACAAAGGAGAGGGAGCGAUUUCUCGGGGCAUUUCUUCACCCUCUCUGGCUUGCUCUCGCCGCUGCUGCUGUCCAUUUGAUUUGUUUCUUGACCGGUUCCUUCCAAAGUGCAUAAACAUCUUUAAGGAGGUAUUAGACUACGGCAAACAAACAAACAAACUCGCACAUUUUGACUGCGUUGUUUGUUCGCCAACAUUUGUUUGCAGAAACGUCAGCUUGCAUACAUUUUGUCUUGUUUGCGAGUUUGGCAAACUGUCAAACGCGAAAAUGUGCGAGUUUGUUUGCCAUAGUGGCCUAACAACAACUAAGGCUUGACAUGACUUCUUUCCUUCCGAACUCCGUACUAAGCAUUUUUUACUUUCGACACGCGGUGAAGAAAAUUGUACAUAUAAUUGUGAUGUUAAGACAAAAUCGGGUGCAAUUUGACACAAUUCAAAACACAAUAAAUUAUUACUAGUCUUUAUUUGAAUGCAAUAUUACUUUUGUUGAAAUGAACUGAAUUGUUUAGUUGAGUACAUCGAUACGAUAAAUCGGAGUUUCAAACAUUAUUUUUUUCCACAAAAAAAAAAAUAAAAAACACCGCAUCAGCAAGUGCAGUUGUUUGCUGCAUCGUGUUGUACUGGGGUACUUUUUGAGACUUGAUUUUUGCUUCUCCUCGCCGCAGGGUCAAUAAUUUAUUUUGUUGGUGUUGUUGUACCUUGCAGUAGCUUGUUGCACUUGAUUCCCGAUCACUCGGAGUCACCGUCGCGAUCUGUUUUGAA